Messenger RNA from Ostertagia ostertagi, 345 nucleotides. NCBI's taxonomy places the organism in Eukaryota, Metazoa, Nematoda, Chromadorea, Rhabditida, Trichostrongylidae. The record is from the annotation of a GenBank genome assembly.
AUGAAAGAUUGUGUUCGAAUUAUCUACUACUGUCACGUACAACGCUCGAGUGGCUGUCGUUACGAGAUGAGCGUAUGCAUCCCGAACAAUCCUAUGGAAAAGCUCCGAAUAGAUGAUUUCAACGAGCACACAUGUAAUCCGGAUGACACGCGGCUGAGGAGGCGUGCUAAACCUCAGAUUGAGGAUUUCGACAAGCCGAUUGAAAGACGUCGUCCGCCACUGGUAGCCAGCACCCCGAGAGAGGAAGUUGCAAUGCCAUACUCUUUCAAUGACUCGAUGAGGAAUUUUCUCAAUGGGCUCAAUGAUCACUUUGAAGCUGACAAUGAUUUGGAUAUUACUGAUCAG